Cloeon dipterum is the source of this 1740-nucleotide messenger RNA. RefSeq names its product major royal jelly protein 5-like. NCBI's taxonomy places the organism in Eukaryota, Metazoa, Arthropoda, Insecta, Ephemeroptera, Baetidae. The transcript is spliced from 5 exons. The coding region runs from base 104 to 1657 and encodes 517 amino acids. The record is from RefSeq and is a predicted model, not a curated record.
GUUCUGCUGAGCAACACUUGUUUUCCGUUGAAACCUAGCCUGUGGUUGGCAAAAAAUCGCAUUAUAUUUCUGCUGUACAUAUAUUUACCAUAUUGAUACAGAUAUGCCUCUGCUGAUAUUCAUUCUGCUGGGAUCUUUGCUCGGCCUGUCGCCUGCGGUCAACGCCGCCAACUUUACAUCCGUUUACGAGUGGGAUGACCUUGAUUACAACUGGCAAUCAGAGGAGCGCAGGCAACAGGCCCUGCAGAACGGUACUUUUGUGCCCGAGAAGAUCGAGCCUCGAUAUCUGGCAGCCUUUGGCCAGAGGCUGUUCCUCGGCCUGACAAAGGACCAGGGCGUUCCCGCGUCGCUGGUCUGGCUGCCCACCGCCAAUACGCCAUCUGCGUCGCCGAAAAUGCAGUUUUCCUCCUGGGCUAUGAGUGAACACUGUAGCACGAUGCAGACAAUCAAAGGGUUGGAGGUUGACAGUGUCGGCCGGCUAUGGGUGCUGGACAACGGCUGCGAAAAAUGCCCCUGUCCGCCAAAGCUCUGGAUUUUCAGCCUGUCCAACACCGACAGAAUUGAGCACGUCCAUAUCUUCCCAGAAAAAACCGUUUCCCACGAUUUCCAGUCAAGAUCUCUGCAAGACGUGGCGCUGGACGAGACAAACGACGAAUCGUUUGCCUACGUCACCGACGUGAAAGCCAGCCAGGUCGUCGUGUUCACGUUGAAGAAAACGGACACUUGGGCAGUUCAGAUGCAAGGAAAACGCUUUCAAACUCUCGCCUGUUCCCCAGAGCAGCUGUUUCUCAAUGAACCUGACUCGUACGAACUCUAUUCUCUUCCCUUACUGGAAUUGAGGGCUGGAAACCGAGUUAUGACUCCGAAACUGGUUGGCUCUUUCUCUGCGCACCCGUACAGAUUGUUUUUAGACAGCACCGGAUUGAUGUAUGCCGCAUUUUUGGACAGAAACUACUUAUCAACUUGGAAAACCAAGGACCCUUUCAAGGAGGAGCGAUUCUAUGAAGGCAAAGUUAAAAAUAUCAAAAGGCCGUACAUUUUGGCACUGAGCCCAACUCGUAAUUUGUGGCUGAUGGUUAUCAACAACAGCAAACCGAAAUAUACGAUGCUUCGUGCUGCAGUCGGCAGCGUGAAAGAUAAUUCUGCGUCAACAAGAGAACCCCCUCAAGGUGGAAUUUUGGUGUUUGCUUUGAUUGGAGCAAACAUUAUCACCAUCCUCCUAUUGGGAGCCCUCCUUGCGUGGAUAAUUAUGAGGCGCAAAAAGCGACCAGUUCCGCUCCAGCCUGAAAAAACGUCAGCUUUGCCUCGUGCGCCGACGCUGCAAGAAGAAAUUAAAUUCGUGCGUUCCAACGCAGCGAUGAUCAACCGCGACGCCAAGCCAAGACUGUGGGAUUCGGGGAUUUAUGAAGUGCCGAACGAUUUUUCGCCGCCGAUAAGACGUUCCAACAGACCUGAAACCUCGGCUUCUGAAGUGGUGAGGAGACUGGGACCACCACCUCCGAUUCCGGUGAUAUACGACGACGUUGGUCCUGAGGAUGAGGAACCUAAGUCACCAUAUGAUUAUGUCAGUGCUAGAACUUCCUCUGUGCAUUAUGAAUCAAUGGCUUCUUAUGAGACUAAGAAAUAUUCUAAAGUCCCAGCCAACGAAGUUGUAUAAAUGGAACUUGGACAUUAAAUUAAAAUUUUCUGACCUGUGGGGAAUAUACUAUAAUGACUAUCAUUAAAAUAUCGGGAAAUGAU